AGUAAGCAGCCUGCACUUACCUUCUGUUGAAGUGCUAACAAGAUGUUUCUGGCAGGGAGCUGCACUCUUUGCAGAAAGGCAAACAUGUGCGUGGAAAGCCAAGCGUAGCUGCCUAGGAGCUGGCAGCGCGCAGCUGCCUCUCUUCACCAAGGCUGUGUUCACUGACGGGCUGGGAUGGAGAACUUCAGCAGCAUCUUCAAACAAAAAGCCACCGAGCAGCAUCACCGAGCUGAGGUUAUGAUCGCGGGGGAACAGCUCAGGCUUCGUCUUCAUGAUGGCAAGCUUAUAAAGGACCGCCGCUAUCACCUUCGCACCUACCCAAAUUGCUUUGUGGCCAAGGAGCUCAUCGACUGGUUGAUUGACCACAAGGAAGCCCCAGACCGUGAGACAGGCAUCCGGCUGAUGCAGAAGCUCAUGGACCAUGACAUUAUCCACCACGUGUGCGAUGAGCAUUUGGACUACAAGGACGCUAAGCUGCUGUAUCGGUUCCGCAAGGAUGAUGGGACCUUCCCUCUCAACAAGGAAGUCAAGGUGUUCCUGAGAGGGCAAAGCCUCUACGAGACGCUGAUCAGCAUGGACAACUCCAUUCUGAAAGUCAGAGAAGAGAACCUGGUAAAAUACCAGAGGGCUUUUCUGGGCUGUGAGAUGGUUGACUGGCUGGUUGAGGAAGGGGAGGUUGCAAACCGGAAGGAGGCUACAGAACUCUGCCAAACUCUCCUUGAACAUGGGAUCAUCCAACAUGCCUCCGCCCAGCACCACUUUCAUGACCGGGACCUCCUCUACCAGUUUCGCAUCAACUUCCGCCGGAGGAGGCGGCUCACAGAACUGCUCAGCGAAAAUUCGCAGAGGACUCUUUCGGACAGCCCGGACAGCCCAUUCUGUCUCCGCAAGCUCAACCCUGAGCAAAAUCCCUCCAGUUUCUUGUCAGUCCAACCUAAUAAGGAAAUCAAAAUUGUCUCAGCUGUCCGAAGAAGUAGUGUCACCUCGCUUGCUGGAGGAUCCAGUCCCUAUUACAACCUCUCCCCAAACUUGGGACUUGUGCCUGCUGUUGAGUGCAACCCUAAAUCUGUCUUGAAGAGGCCUGUCACCAAUGAAGAGCUUUUGACUCCUGGGGCACCAUAUAUCAAGAAAACACUGACAAUUGUAGGGGAUGCAGUUGGUUGGGGUUUUGUGGUCCGUGGGGGUCAGCCGUGCCACAUCCAGGCUGUAGAUCCAGGAGGACCAGCUGCUGCUGCUGGCAUGAAGGUCUGCCAAUUUGUGUACUCUGUGAAUGGCAUGUAUGUUUUACAUUUGGAUUAUCAGACUGUGAGCAACCUCAUUGUGACAGGACCUCGGACCCUUGUGCUCGAAGUCAUGGAAGAAGACGAAUGAGGAUCACGUGCUCCACAUCUCCACAACACCUUGAGAUCAGGGCCCAGUUUGUUAGCUGUGGGUGAAGCAAUGUAUGUCCCCCAACCCUAAAAAGCAUGGGGAGUUUUUUUCUUAUGCCUACUAUCUAAGGCAGUGUUUAUCAAUCUUAGCAAUUUUAAGAUGUGUGGUUUCUUCACAUGCCUGAGAGAGAGAGAGAGACCUCAUGAAUGUCAUUUCAAUCAUUAUUUUUGUAAAGAUGUGGAGAAUCUAAGUGCUUCUCCUGUACCAUUCUGACUCCAGAAAAAUCAUUGCCCUAAAUCAUUACUAAUUCUCUGAUUUAUUACUCUAUUUAUGAAACCCUUUUGCCCCACCAGUCUUGAGAAGUUGAUAGGAAUUUGGACAAAUGUACCAUUCUGUACCAUUUCAAUCCAUGGGCCAUUUUCCACUGGCAGAGCGUAGUUUCGAAACAGAAUCAGAAGAAACUUGACUUCCUGGCGAGAUAGAAAAUAUUGUCCUCCAUGCCUUCAGGAUCCAAUUCUGUAUUUCAUGUCUGAACAUUGGCUUGUCUUUCAACUGCCUUCCAAGAGCCAAGGAUAGACUUUAAAAGCACUUUGUAAUGUGAUAUUUCUUUACAGCACUUCAAGAUCACAGAACAACAUGCACAAGUGUUGAUGACAUGAUUGUUAUUUGAAAUCAAGACACCAGUUCCAGGGGCAUAAUAAAUUUGGAGAGAGGCGGUGUGGGGUAGGAAAUGGUGACAUGCAAAUUCAAUAUUGUAAAAUGAGCCGUUUUUCCCAUUAUAAUUUUUCAGUUUAUUCUCUAACAUACCUGUGGGAAAUCUACAGCCCUUCCGGAUGUUGCUGAGGUUUAAUUAUUUGCAAAUUAUCUCAACUGUCCAUUUCAGGUUUUCUCAAUUUAUCAUUUUCACAAAUAUGCUAAGUUUGGUUCUUUAAAUGAAGAUUUUUUUCCCCAAUUCUGCACUAAAAUUUGUACCUGUUUUGUGCACCUUUGGCUCAAUAUAUGCAUUUGGUUUGCAAUUUUGCCCAGUGGGCAUAAUUUCUACAAAACAUUGCCCUUAAUAUAAAUAUUUUUUGUACAUUAUUAUUAUGACUGAAUGAAUUUGAUAUAGACGUUUUCCUAAGCUAUUUUUUAAAAAUGUUGGUGAACUGCAU
This is a messenger RNA of Candoia aspera, 2522 nucleotides long. RefSeq names its product DEP domain-containing mTOR-interacting protein-like. The record is from RefSeq and is a predicted model, not a curated record. Lineage: Eukaryota; Metazoa; Chordata; Lepidosauria; Squamata; Candoiidae. The transcript is spliced from 9 exons. Gene Ontology annotation, molecular function: protein binding. The coding region runs from base 175 to 1371 and encodes 398 amino acids. Gene Ontology annotation, biological process: intracellular signal transduction; negative regulation of protein kinase activity; negative regulation of TORC1 signaling.